AUGGUAAUCGAUCAAGUCCGCGUUUCUACGCGGCACACGCUUAACUGUGCCAAUGAUGCGACAGUCGCCACGCUCGAGUCCCCUUUCAGCUUAGGGCCGAUGGACUAUGCUGUGCCCGCCAGGUUGACUAUCGAAGCCAUCCUCGUCUAUAGAAAGCCAGCGACGCUACCGGACGAUAACUUCCUUCCGAUUGAACGGUUGAAGGUGGCUGUGUCCCACCUCCUAGACUAUUACCCACAUUUGACUGGCCGUCUGCAGCAGAAUGCAGUCAGUCAAGCUCCAGAAAUCGGUAGUCUAGGCACUGGCGUUGAGCUUUGGGGGGCAGAAUGCCCCAGAAGGCUCAGAAACAUCGCCGCGUCUGCUCUUUCCGCCCGUAUUUUGGUGAUCAAACUGCCAGAGUCUGGGAAUGCGCUUCUACCCAUUUUCCAUGCGACAAUGGGAGCAGUCUCCCACAAUCCCCUCUUCGCCAUCCAGCACACCCGGUUUGGCUGUGGAGGCGUCGCAUUAGGCAUUCGAGUUCAUCACCUGGUCUGCGAUGCAACUGGGUUUAUGCAGCUAGUGCGUGAUCUCGCUGAUAUCUACAAACAAUUGCGCGACUCUUCUCCCCCAACACUCAUCUCUCCCCCUGAGAUUAUCUCACACUUUCGAGGAACAAAUAGUCCAUCAGUGAACCAGGAGGAGAGAGCCAUUGCGUUCAAACCUCCAGACUUUUACCUCGACAUAAGGACCACGGACAUGCAUGAAGCUUUAGCCCCUCCGACUGUCAUCACUUGCCCUCUGCGCUUUCAAGGUCGAGAUCUGAUUUCACUCAAGAAUGCUGCAACUGAUCCCAACACCCAGGGACAGACCUCGUUCACCACCUUCGAGGUCGUCUCAGCUUAUCUUUACCAACGAAUUUACCAAGCCAGAAUUCGCAUUCUGCGUGACGAGGGAAUCACACCAGAUGUAGACUCGUUACAGUCACUACGUGGCUUUUGGACAACCAUGGACAUGCGCGACUCCAACCGUCUGAAACUCCCCGCACGCUACUUUCCGAACGCCGUCCACUGUCCCUCAACUUCCACCUCGCACGAAUUACUCGAAGGGGGCGCACUCUGGCAGGUUACACAGGUUGUUCAUGAUGCAAUUCACUCGGUUGACAUGGACGGGGUCAAGCGGCAGUUUGAAUGGAUUGCCGCACAGCCCAACAAAAGCCAUGUCAAGUCCAAGAACGUGGUGCCAAAUGGUAGCUUCCUUGCUACCCAGUGGACUAGGGGUAGGACGUACGUUGGGGUUGAUUUUGAAGUCGCCGCUAAUGGCAGGCGUAUUGCCCCCGAUCUGGUAUCGCCGGCUUUCAGCGAAAGCCAUCGAGUGGAUGGUUACGCAAUUAUCAUGUCGACCGAGGAGCAGUUGCCUCGACGCCAGAUUAACGGACGCUCUUUGACUGGUCCCAAUCUCCCAUGUGCUGUUGAUGUUAAUUUGUCUCUGGACAGCUCGGUAUGGGAUGUCCUUAACAGUGACCCCGACUUCUUGGCUCUCCACUCCUAA
Penicillium concentricum is the source of this 1527-nucleotide messenger RNA. RefSeq names its product Transferase. NCBI's taxonomy places the organism in Eukaryota, Fungi, Ascomycota, Eurotiomycetes, Eurotiales, Aspergillaceae. The record is from RefSeq and is a predicted model, not a curated record. The transcript has a single exon. Bases 1 to 1527 code for a protein of 508 amino acids. Gene Ontology annotation, molecular function: acyltransferase activity, transferring groups other than amino-acyl groups.